UGCGCCUGAUAUCGAACGUGCGUAGAGGAGUUGCAGUGUUCGGAGUAACGUCUACACGGGUGGCGUCGAUGAAGAAUCCAACCGCUCCUCCCCCGUUGUCAAGCAGGAUCGCAGUGAGACAGGCUACUGCGGACGAGGCACAUCCGUUGCUGACCGACAUGAUCAACGCUGCUUUCAAACAAUACAACAAGCAGUUCAAGGAAGAUCUCGCAGCCGACCGCGUGACGAAGGAUGGCAAGCAAGCUGCAGCUCUUGUCUACAGGCUUGUCUAGUGCUUUGGGAAGCCCUCUGACUGAAGGCUGUGGUGCUAUCGAUGCUCAUGCCGUAGAUGUUGUUCACCACCCGGCACCAAGAGUGCGGGAGAUUAGCGAUCGCACGGUUUCUAGUAAGUAAACAUGUUGGAUAAAGGGUCAAUCGGGGGAGUUGGUUGGCACUCGCAGGGUUUUCUAGUAAGCAUGUUGGAUAAGGCGUACAAUCGGGGAAGUUGGGUUAGGGCCAGGGUUAAGGAAUAGGGAUUGUGUCCUCUGCGUACCCCCUCCCUGUGCUGUUUCCUCAUAAUCUAAUUUUCUCACGGAGGCGGUCCGGGAGAUGGCACCCGGCGGGGAGUGCAAGAAACAUCAAGACCGGCAUGAUUUAAAAUCGAUUUCCGCGCCGGU
Molecule: messenger RNA, 656 nt
Organism: Ectocarpus sp. CCAP 1310/34
Lineage: Eukaryota; Phaeophyceae; Ectocarpales; Ectocarpaceae
Source: the annotation of a GenBank genome assembly